Cydia fagiglandana is the source of this 1991-nucleotide messenger RNA. RefSeq lists its product as uncharacterized. The transcript has a single exon. NCBI's taxonomy places the organism in Eukaryota, Metazoa, Arthropoda, Insecta, Lepidoptera, Tortricidae. Bases 672 to 1979 code for a protein of 435 amino acids. The record is from RefSeq and is a predicted model, not a curated record.
AGUGAUGAUGAUUGAGGACUAAUUUUAUUUAAAGAUUGUUUUAUUAAAAGUUAUAAUUUUAAUUUAUACAGUGUGUAUUAUUUCGUUCAGAAACAAGUUGUUGAUCUUGUAAUAUGUAUUGAGGUACCUUCAUACCUAUAAGAAGUGUGUCUUCAAAGUGCUAUGACUUUAUAGGGCACAAUUGACAACAUUUCAAAAAUUUCAAUAUCCCUAAAUCGAAAACCAUUUCGAGAGGGGCUCCUGUAGAUUACAAAAAAAUAUAUUUUAUAUAUUUUUUACGAUUUUUUGUAUUCAAAAUCUCUAAAAAUAGUUAAAACGGAAAUUGACGUCACCCAGCUGCUUCAGUUCUGCCACUACAAGCAAAGAAAUGACUUCCGAUUGGGUUGACAUUGUCAUUGUCAUUGUCACUUCACUACCAGUGACACUUGACAAUGGUUUACUAACAGUUCACAUUGUUCGGAUAUUUUUCUUGUGUGAUUUUAUUAUUUACGACACUGAAUUAUCACGACUUUCCAAACGACCCUGCAUUUUAAUGGACUCUACGGUACUUUCUUUAACCAUGACCUAUUUAUACUCCCACAAUAGGUAACCUAGCUACCUUUAAGAACGUCCCGGCAUUUCAACCGACGCUCUUCUACCUACGUAUUCUCUACUUCUGUUUAGAACCAGACAUGAGAAAUUCUGAGGGAUUUGUACAGGCUGAUAGCACGAACUUGCCUCGAGUGGAGACAAUCAUGAUGAUAGAGUUUAUGCAAAACUCUGAAAAAUAUAAUUUGGCUGGCAUUAGAGGUGCCAAAGCCUCAUUAUCUUCGCGGGCAUCUUAUGUCCAGAAUGCAGUGGGGUAUGUUGAAAUAAAACGUAAGAAAGAUAUAUGUUUUGUUCAGUGCCGAAUAACCCCAGAACAUAAGGUACACAAUAAAAUGUACCAAGUGUCGGCGGAAGUCAACGAAACGGAAGAAAAAAUUGUUAACGUUAUAUGUCACGACUGUGCAGCGUCAGAAGGUGGCUGUAAACAUGCUCUUUGUUUACUUAUGUGGCUGGUAAAAAGAACCGAAGAGCCCAGCACAACAUCAACUGUUUGUUAUUGGAAGAGACCUGUUUUAAGUGCAGCAGUUACUCAAGGCAAAUUUAUAUUAUGUUCAGCUAUGGGGAAACGAAAACAGUAUGAAUGUAAUGCCCAUGUACCAAGUUUACAAGACUUUUUAGAAGAAGCUAGAAAUCAUAAAAUGAAUGACUGCCUUAUAAUGGAUUACAACAUUCACGAAAAAAGUGUCCAUGACUAUUGCAUUUUCCAAAUUAUGCUGAACUAUGUUUCAAAAGAAAGAGGUUUACUAAACUUUACAAACUUUAAAGCUUACGCAAAUAACAUUAUAACCGACAAGGUUAUAGCACUGGUUGAGAGCAGGACCAGAGAACAAGUGAAUAGUAAAUCGUGGCAUUCAUUAAGGCAGUCAAGGGUGACUGCUUCAAAGAUAUAUGAGGCAACAAAAUGCAGGACUGAGGAGGGUGCAUUAGUGCAAUCUAUCAUGGGGGGAUAUAAAGUUCCUGAAACUGCUGCCAUCAAAAGAGGGAAAAAGCUAGAAAAUGAAGUUCUUAGAGUAAUUGAAAAAGAUUUGAAGGUGGCAAUACAUAAGAGUGGAUUUGUGUUGGUUACACCUCUGAUUGGUGCAUCUCCAGAUGGAAUCAGCAAAGACUUCAUUGUCGAGGUGAAAUGUCCCUCAACUGCUAAAACUAUGGAAAACUAUAUAAACAAGAAUGGUAUGAACAAAAAAUGCCAGGCCCAAAUUCAACUACAAAUGUUGGCUACAAAAAAAAGAAAAGGCUUGUUCUGCAUAGCAGAUCCAACAUUUGAAGAAACAAAAAUUAUUCAUAAACAUUGGGUGUCUUUUAAUGAAGCCUAUGUGAAUAAAUUAGUAAAAGAAGCAGAGACGUUUUGGGAAAAAUUUAUCUUUAGCAUAGUUUAUGAAUGUGUUAAAUAAAAUAUAUCUUUU